CCCAUUAUAGUCAAUUCUCCAUUCUCCUUCAAGACUUGCAAGAAAGACACAGUGGUGCUAUCUCAAUUUCACAAAUUACUACACUUAGCAACUGAGUCAUAGAUUGAAGAAGAAGCAGCCUCUGAAAUACUAUGAAUUCUUUGAGUUGCAGAGCUCGUUCUUCUGGUUAUGGUGCCGCAACUUCCGCUUCUCUUGCCUUCUUCCAUGGCAGCCAAGGACAAGGUAAUAGCUUUUUUAAUACCCUUCUUCGUCUCCCUCUUUUUACUUUCUUCAUAUUCAGACAUUAUUCCCCGAAACGAACACCUACUACUACUUUAAUUGAUUUUGAUAAUGAUCGUGAAUUGUUUCUUCAAUCUGUUAGAGAACAAUCAGAAUUAGGGUUUUCUGAUCUUAAAUUUCCCCUUUCUCUCUUCAAUCAAAUGAUUAAAUUGCGCCCUCUUCCUUCUGUCAUUUAUUUCAAUCAGCUAUUCACUGCAAUUGUCAAAUUGAAGCGCUUAAACCCACAUUCCACCGUUAUUUCUCUCUCCAGGCAGCUUGAAUCGUAUGGUAUUAAACCCAAUAUGCAUUCUAUUGGUAUUCUUGCCAAUUGCUACUGUCAUUUGGGUCGUAUUGAUUUGGGUUUCUCUCUCCUGGGUAAAAGACUUAAGCUUGGGUAUCCCCUUAAUGCUGUCAUUUUUACUACCUUAAUCAAUGGCUAUAUCCAUUGUGAUAAGCUACCCCAAGCUGCUCAGUUGUUAGAUAAAAUAGUUAAGCUUGGUUUACAACCUGACAUUGUUAUCUAUAGUACUGUUGUCAAGGGGCUUUGUAGGAUUGGUAAUAAUGCGUCUGCUCUCAAAUUUCUGAGAAAAAUGCAAUCUGGAUGUCGUUGUAAGCCUGACAUUGUUAUAUACAACACUAUUAUCGAUAGUCUUUGUAAGGACAGGCUGUUAGAAGAGGCCCUGCACCUUUUCUCCUCUAUGAAAACUGAGGGCAUUAAGCCCAAUGUUGUCACUUAUACUUCCUUGGUUCGAGGCCUCUACAAUUCUGGCUUUGGGGAAGAGGCUAAGCGUGUGUUAACCGAAAUGUUAGAGAGCAACAUAGCACCAAAUGUUAAGACCUACAACAUGCUGGUUGACGUGUUUUGUAAAGAUGGUUGUGUUGAUCAAGCACAGUCCAUUCUAAAGCACAUGAUUGAGAAAGGUGUGACUCCGGACAUCAUUACUUACAAUGCAUUGCUUGAUGGUUAUUGCUUGCGUGGUCAGAUGGAAGAUGCAGAGAACCUACUUGAUCUCAUGGCUGAAAAUGGUUGGGAGCCUGACCUCGUAAGUUUCAGCACUAUGAUUAAUGGAUAUUGCAAGGCUAAAAACAUUGGCAAGUCCCUAAACAUUUUCCAAGAGAUGUUUAGGAAAGGGAUAACCCCUGAUGUUGUUACCUAUACCACUCUUAUCGAUGGACUAUGCAAAGCCAAUAGACUCCCACUUGUCCAUAAGCUGUUCAAGGAAAUGCGGUCUCAUGGAAUUGCUCCUAAUGCCUUCACCUAUGGUGCCUUGCUUGACUGCCUUUGCAAAACUGCACAGCUUGAUGAGGCAGUGAUAUUGCUUGAAGAAAUGGAGGAUAAUGGUGUUAAGCCAAAUGUUGCCAUCUACAAUAUCCUGAUGAAUAGCUUGUGUGAGGCUGGACAACUUGAAGAUGCAGCAAAUUUCUUCUCCGAUCUCGUAUCAAAGGGUCUUCAACCUAAUAUUAGAACGUACAAUAUAAUGAUCAAAGGCUUCUGCAAGAAAGGGCUCAUGAGUGAAGUUGGUCACGUUUUGAGAAUAAUGGAGGAAGAUGGUUGCCCCCCUGAUGAUCGAACCUAUAAUAUUAUCAUCAGAGGAUAUAUUCUCAAUAAUGACUUGUCAAAUGCAUUUUACUAUUGUGAUAUUAUGACUGGCAAGAAAUUUGAAGCUGAUGCAGACACUUUUUCAUUAAUUGUUGGCCUCUUGUCUUCGGGUAACUUAAGUGAUUCGUCAAAGGACUUGCUUCGGAAGUUUAUCAGAAGGGAGGAGGGAAGAAGUAGAGAAAAAAGAAGGCGACUUAGAAAUACUAUGAAUUGCAGAGCUCGUUCUUCUGGUUAUGGUGCAGCAACUUCCGCUUCUUUUGCUUUCUUCCAUGGCAGCAAAGGUAAUACCUAUUUUCAUACCCUUCUUCGUCUUCCUCUUUAUUCUUUCUUCAAUUUCCACCAUUAUUUCCCCAGUAAUACUCCUGCUACUACUUUAAUUGAUUCUAAUAAUGAUCGUGAAUUGUUACUUCAAUCUGUUAGAGAACAAUCAGAAUUAGGGUUUUCUGAUCUCAAUUUUCCCCUUUCACUCUUCAAUCAAAUGAUUAAUUUGCGCCCUCGUCCUUCUGUCAUUUAUUUCAAUCAGCUAUUCACUGCAAUUGUCAAAUUGAAGCGCUUAAACCCAUAUUCCACCGUUAUUUCUCUCUCCAGGCAGCUUGAAUCGUAUGGUAUUAAACCCAAUAUGCAUUCUAUUGGUAUUCUUGCCAAUUGCUACUGUCAUUUGGGUCGUAUUGAUUUGGGUUUCUCUCUCCUGGGUAAAAGACUUAAGCUUGGGUAUCCCCUUAAUGCUGUCAUUUUUACUACCUUAAUCAAUGGCUAUAUCCAUUGUGAUAAGCUACCCCAAGCUGCUCAGUUGUUAGAUAAAAUAGUUAAGCUUGGUUUACAACCUGACAUUGUUAUCUAUAGUACUGUUGUCAAGGGGCUUUGUAGGAUUGGUAAUAAUGCGUCUGCUCUCAAAUUUCUGAGAAAAAUGCAAUCUGGAUGUCGUUGUAAGCCUGACAUUGUUAUAUACAACACUAUUAUCGAUAGUCUUUGUAAGGACAGGCUGUUAGAAGAGGCCCUGCACCUUUUCUCCUCUAUGAAAACUGAGGGCAUUAAGCCCAAUGUUGUCACUUAUACUUCCUUGGUUCGAGGCCUCUACAAUUCUGGCUUUGGGGAAGAGGCUAAGCGUGUGUUAACCGAAAUGUUAGAGAGCAACAUAGCACCAAAUGUUAAGACCUACAACAUGCUGGUUGACGUGUUUUGUAAAGAUGGUUGUGUUGAUCAAGCACAGUCCAUUCUAAAGCACAUGAUUGAGAAAGGUGUGACUCCGGACAUCAUUACUUACAAUGCAUUGCUUGAUGGUUAUUGCUUGCGUGGUCAGAUGGAAGAUGCAGAGAACCUACUUGAUCUCAUGGCUGAAAAUGGUUGGGAGCCUGACCUCGUAAGUUUCAGCACUAUGAUUAAUGGAUAUUGCAAGGCUAAAAACAUUGGCAAGUCCCUAAACAUUUUCCAAGAGAUGUUUAGGAAAGGGAUAACCCCUGAUGUUGUUACCUAUACCACUCUUAUCGAUGGACUAUGCAAAGCCAAUAGACUCCCACUUGUCCAUAAGCUGUUCAAGGAAAUGCGGUCUCAUGGAAUUGCUCCUAAUGCCUUCACCUAUGGUGCCUUGCUUGACUGCCUUUGCAAAACUGCACAGCUUGAUGAGGCAGUGAUAUUGCUUGAAGAAAUGGAGGAUAAUGGUGUUAAGCCAAAUGUUGCCAUCUACAAUAUCCUGAUGAAUAGCUUGUGUGAGGCUGGACAACUUGAAGAUGCAGCAAAUUUCUUCUCCGAUCUCGUAUCAAAGGGUCUUCAACCUAAUAUUAGAACGUACAAUAUAAUGAUCAAAGGCUUCUGCAAGAAAGGGCUCAUGAGUGAAGUUGGUCACGUUUUGAGAAUAAUGGAGGAAGAUGGUUGCCCCCCUGAUGAUCGAACCUAUAAUAUUAUCAUCAGAGGAUAUAUUCUCAAUAAUGACUUGUCAAAUGCAUUUUACUAUUGUGAUAUUAUGACUGGCAAGAAAUUUGAAGCUGAUGCAGACACUUUUUCAUUAAUUGUUGGCCUCUUGUCUUCGGGUAACUUAAGUGAUUCGUCAAAGGACUUGCUUCGGAAGUUUAUCAGUUGA
Molecule: messenger RNA, 3935 nt
Organism: Chenopodium quinoa (quinoa)
Lineage: Eukaryota; Viridiplantae; Streptophyta; Magnoliopsida; Caryophyllales; Amaranthaceae
Product: protein Rf1, mitochondrial-like
Exons: 3
Coding region: 132-3935 (1267 amino acids)
Molecular function (GO): protein binding
Source: RefSeq, a predicted model, not a curated record